Messenger RNA from Candidula unifasciata, 1701 nucleotides. NCBI's taxonomy places the organism in Eukaryota, Metazoa, Mollusca, Gastropoda, Stylommatophora, Geomitridae. The record is from the annotation of a GenBank genome assembly.
CCAACUUGAGAAUUCUGUUGAGGGAUUCGAACCCACUUAAAAUGCAGACAAUCUGGUUACAGCGAUCCAGUCCGGACAUCCCAUGGGGGUUUCGACUCGUGGGAGGCAGAGAGUUCGGGCUGCCACUUUCUGUCCAGAGGGUGACACCGGGUAGUGUAGCAGCGGCUGCCCUCGGGCCUGGGGAUGUGAUUCUCAAAGUCGGUAAUGUCAUGGCAACCAACUUGGAACACAACGCCGCCCAGGAGCUGGUCAGACAAGCCACCAACAUUCUCCAACUGACCAUACAAAACUCAUUUAGCCCAAGGGAGCAGGGAGAUACCAGGUUCAACACUGGGCUGCCCUACCAGCCAAGCUAUCAGAAGCCACAACAGUCAUACAACAACACAGCCCCACAAUCCUUCCAGAACACGUACAGCUCGCCACCUGCCCAGCCAGCCUACAGUUCUGCUCCUCGUUCAUUCAGUCCUCCAUCUUCAGGACCUCUGAGUCCACAAAAUCAGCCCAGUUCCACGCCAGUGUACAGCAAAAGAGAACCGACAACGCCCUCUAGCAACCAAUACAACCAAGCACCUGUGUACGGAAGCAGUAGCAACGAGUUCGAUCAGUCCAACAUCCGUGGCCCUGGAAGCAAUACGUAUUCGACACUGCCCUACUCAAAGCCAUCCUACAACACACCAAACAACGCCUACAACUCACCACAGUACCAGGCUCCACAGAAAGCUUACCAGCCAACACAAGUCAACGCAAGUCCUACAUAUGAGCCUCCUGCGGCGUUUUCGAGUUCCCAACCGAGAUCCUACCAGAGCCCGUUAUCCCCAGGAUCCUCGUCCGGAUACACUGCUCCUCCAGCCCUGGUUCGACGGGUCAGCUUUGAUCAGGACUUUCACGAGAGUGCACCAUACACACCAUCGUCCAGCUACAACCGGGGUCACUACAAAUCUCCCCCACCAACCACCAACGACAGCCUUGGAUAUUACGACUAUGGAGUGACCCCCGCCAAGCCUGCAAGUUUUUCUCGACAGUCCUCCAGACAGGAAGACCUAACCAACGCGUCGCCUUACUCUCCCCAGAGCGGACCCUUGAGUCCCCGAUCGGAGUCGUCUGGCUAUGGUUACAGUGGAAAUAGAGGUGGAUACGACCCAUCAGGUGUGAGCGACGCCAUGGAAAAUCUCAACUUUGCUUCAACCCCUAGUUAUCAACCUCCACCACCACCGCCGCCACCUAUUGCAGCAGCACCUCCACCACCACCGCCCCCUGGACCUCCACCACCACCAGCACCUCCUCUCAGUGACUGGAGCUCCACACCUACUAAACAGGAGCAGGAGCAGCAGAAGAUUCCAGAUCAACUGCUCAACACAAUGCUCAAGUCUGCCAAAGGUGGAGGCCCCAAACCCUUCUCGUACGGGAUCGAUCUCUCCGAGCUGAAAAAGAAAAUUGGACCCCCAACAGCCCCCAAACCCAGGUCAGAUCAGCCUAACUACGAAGAGGACGAAACGGAUGUACCUAGACAGUACAGUGGGUCCCACAAGAAGCCGGCCGGCCUGGUACAAUCCGACUACUACCAGACGCGACAAACUGGGCCUCGAUCGGAGAUAGACGAGUCGCCCAUCAACAUCAACAUGGGCACCGACCCCAAGAAGCAGUCCAAGUCCUUCAAGGUCCUCCAGUGGAUGACCGAGACAGACAAGGACGAUCCUGAAG